CCUAGAUAAACAUAUGCUACUAACAUACUAGGCCAGGUACCAAGUCAAUCAGCCCCUGACAGCUAGUCUUACCUCGUGUAGGUUGGCAUUAAGUGGUUCGUCGCCAACUGACAGCUACCUAAAUGUUGAACUACGAAUAAAAUAUUGUCAACUUAAACACCACACAUACAAUAUCCACACCUAUUUCACAUUGAAAUUUGACGUCGACCCAUUCUCAACUCUAUCGCCAAGCUGAGUAUAUAAACACGUCCUCCUCCAUUAUUGUUGUUUUUUCACAUGAAAACCAGAUACUCAGACAGGCAUACUAUCUACUCCAGUUCUCAGAUGAAGAUCUAGAUACAUAUCUAAGUACCUAGUUAACCAUCAUCGGCUCCUUUAUCAAAACUCCAUUUUAUCAUCACCACUUUUGAACGAAACUACCAUGAAUAGGGAAUCCCCACAGCCUGCUGGUUGGAUCGCCAGCAAAAAUAGCAGCAGCCGGAACUUGGAGUCACCAUCCCCAUCCCCACCCCCAUCGCCGGAUCGAUCAUCGGAUUAUGUGACACCCGAGCUGGGACCUUCUCGCCUCCGAGAGUCGUCUCCUGCAAAACGACUACACGAUCCAGCACCUAUACCCAAGUAUUCCUCCGCAGUAGCAAAUUCGUCAGGUGAAGAUAAGCCACCCGAGCAAACGCGCCCCAUCCCGCUAUUUCAACUACCACCAUCACUACAAGCACAGUCGUAUAAAGCGCUUGACUACAGCAGUAAGACGGCAGCGCUACCCGAACCCUCCUCAGACUACAUGUAUCCAUCAUGGGGGUCAUUAUCCCUUAACCACGAAUAUCCAAUGCUCCACGCGCAGCCUGCUUACCACACUCCUGCCGUUUAUGCCCCCUUCCCUCAAAAUCCCCGCCCCGGAGCAGACUGCUACAUUUCCCACCAACCGGAUUUCUGGGAGCCCAGCAAGGUCUACAAUCAGCCGUGGUCGUCAUCUGCCAACACUAGAUUGUUUGAUUACAGUGAAAACAAGCCAGUCUAUGGUAUUGCCCACGAUGCUGCUAGAGAGCUAGAGAGGCGGAACACGAAUUGUGAACUAAGGACGCGCUGCGAUGAACGUGUCCCGAGCAUCGAGGCUAAAGAUGGAGACGAUCCCCAGCCCGAGUUAAAACAAGAACAAGAACAAGAACAAGAACAAGAACCGGAAGGCGAGACUGAAAUUGUCCGCCGGUCCGAGUCAUCACAGACGCUGCGCGCUGACGAAAGCAGCAGGGAAACCACCCCCGCCGCCGCCGCCGCCAGGAGCAGUCCCAGCGAUCCUGGGAAAGAGAAAAAGCGGUUCCCAAUAACCAUGCACGCCAUUAUUAGAGGCAUGAUCCGUAAGUGUGCAUACUAUGUGAGCGACAACGAACACCAACGACCCCCAAAGCGGCAGCGGCAGGACGGGGAGAAGGAGAACGAGUACGAGUGCGAGUGCGAGCCCGAGUACAAGAUCGAGUACGAGCAAGACCCGGAAGAGCCGAUGGUCCUCGUGGACGGGAACUGCCACGUGAAGCUCGGCAGCAUAAACGGCGCUUUCCUCGACCGCGAGGACCAGGUCCGUCAUCGCAGGACGCCGUAUAUGCGGAUCAGGGGGGACAUGUUUAUCAAGGCGGGGAAGCGGGAGGGGGGGGAUGAGGAUUAAGAUUAAGAUGAAGGGUUUACCAUUACUCGGGCUGGAAAAUACAGCAAGUAGAUGGGAUUGGAAUAAGACGACUUGUUAUUAUCGGCGAUGAUGAUAAUAAGCAGCGCCAGGAGCUUGGAACUAUACCACAUACCACCUCCAUAAUGGAAACCUAGGUAUUACCUACCUACGUUUCGGAGGACCUUUUUUUUUUUCUUUUUUUUCUUUUUUUUUUUGAGACAACAUACAAUCACAUUCACGACACAUGCGGAACGAGGGAAUAAGCAAGCGUAGCGUUCAAUUUAGAAAGGCUUUUGUUCGGUUAUAGAUAGCCUAGAGGCUGCGAGAAAGGACAUUAGACGGCAGUUAUACU
Hypoxylon fragiforme is the source of this 2012-nucleotide messenger RNA. RefSeq lists its product as uncharacterized. The record is from RefSeq and is a predicted model, not a curated record. The transcript is spliced from 2 exons. NCBI's taxonomy places the organism in Eukaryota, Fungi, Ascomycota, Sordariomycetes, Xylariales, Hypoxylaceae. Bases 422 to 1660 code for a protein of 412 amino acids.